Molecule: messenger RNA, 3234 nt
Organism: Psylliodes chrysocephalus
Lineage: Eukaryota; Metazoa; Arthropoda; Insecta; Coleoptera; Chrysomelidae
Source: the annotation of a GenBank genome assembly
AUUUUGUAACUUGUAUAUUUUUUAUCCUACAUUUUUAGGAUUGAUAAUGGCUCAUAGAGGCCGAAACUAGUAGUCCAUUUUGUAAUAAAUGACAUUGAGUUUUCUUUCCUUAGUAAGGAAUGCCACAUUAAAAGCGAAUGGAUCUUGCAAACGGUUUGCCGGACACUGUAUACAUGAUAAAUGUAUCAAAUUUUUAUUGCGUCAUUGUUUAAAAUUUUAAUUUUUAAGCUGAUAUCACUAUAUAAUUGUUUUCAUUUACAAAUAAAUUUCAAGAAAAUAAAAUAAAGUGAUUUUGGUAAUUUUCAGCACGAUUCAAACCACUGCAAACCGUGUCGCGUCGUCUACUUUCUCCCAAAUAGUAGCUUGCAUGCCGCACGUCACUAGAACUAGUUAUCGAUGAAUCGACGAUUCCUACUGCUGCCUGACCUGUUAUCAGGUUUUUCAAAGGUUUUCUCUUAGCAACAUAGAAAUACUGGGUCAGCAACACAUCUUCUCAGAUACCUACCAUCCCCACCAUUCCUUCUAUCUCCAUAGUCUCAGACAUAAAUGGGGUCCAAAGUUUAUCCAGGGCUGUGGCUAUAAAUUAAAUUGAGUGUUUCUUAGACCGCACUGUUUGUACGGAGGGUUUGGCCGUAAACUCUAAUGUCAGAAUAGAAUAUACAAAAAUAUGAAACCGCGAAAGAGUGCCGCCUAUUACAGUGCGUCGUUCAAAAUAUGCGGUUUAAAAUUGUUUUUGAUUUUUUUAUUAACGGUAGGCGUGUCAGGGCAAUAUGAGUGGCAAUCAAAGGACUCCUUCGACAGAAUAUCCCUUGCGAUGAAGGGGGUGAACCAAAACAAUUGUGAAAGAAAACAUGUUAAUAAUUUGUACUUGCCAGAGGGAACGGUAUCGCACUUGCCGGAUAUCAAAGAGUUCAACAUCAAUCCUGUGUUUCCCAACAGAACUAAAUUGUUGCAUAUCCACAAUAUGGCAAUGAACAGGGCCUUCUUUUGGUCCUACAUUCUCCAGAGCAGAUUUAUUAGACCUGCCAUUAAUGACACGUACGAUCCUGGAAUGAUGUACUAUUUUUUGUCAACAGUAGCUGAUGUUUCUUCCAAUAAACAUAUCAACGCUAGUGCUAUUUAUUUCUCACCUAAUAUGUCGUAUUCCAGCUCUUAUAGAGGGUUCUUUAAUAAGACAUUUCCAAGAUUCGCACCAAGGACUUUCAGAGCCCACGAUUUCAACGAUCCAACACAUUUGGAACACAUUUCCACGUUGAAUACGUUUACCGUGGACGAUUUGGGGGCCAUACCUCUAGAUACUAGCAGUGAUUAUACCUCAGAUUACUACCGGAUUAACUCUUGGUACAAAAAAUGGCUACCAGACAAGUUCGAAGGGAGGUACGAUACGAAAACCACGUAUCAAAUUAAGAUUCGAUACGCCAAUAAUACAAACGAAACGAUUAUUUUCUACGGUCCUCCCGCGGCCGAUGAAAGUCCAGGUCCUGUCAAAUUUACGGAGCCGUAUUUCGAUUGUGGACGAUCUAAUAAGUGGUUGGUGGCUGCCGUUGUCCCAAUUGCCGAUAUAUAUCCUAGACAUACCGGGUUUAGGCAUAUUGAAUAUUCAAUAUAUACCGCCGCAGCUGUAGUUGAAAUGGAUUUUGAGAGAAUAGAUAUCAAUCAGUGCCCCGUUGGUAAGGGGAACGACGGUCCAAACAUGUUUACAAAUACUGCACGGUGUAAAAAUAUAACGACUACGUGCGAACCACUUCACGGAUGGGGUUUUCGAAGGGGAGGUUAUCAAUGUCCCUGUAAACCAGGUUACCGACGACCAUUGCAAACCAGGCGACCUUUCUUGGGUGAAAUAAUCGAAAAAGCUACAUCCGAACAAUAUUACAUCGGAUUUGACUGUCAAAAAAUCGAAGGGAUCCAAGAACUGCCCGUGCAAUGGGAAAAAUCCGACAGUUAUUUGCAAGAAGAAGUAAUGGACAAGUAUCCCGAAUACCGCGACCAAAUUUACGGCCCGGCCAGUUUAAGGCAGCCCAAAUUGAACAUUCAUCGAGUCAUGGAGUACAUCUGGGAUAUGAAAAAAGAAAAUUGUAAGAAGUAUAAACCCGAAGACUUGUUGUUGAAUAAAGGAGUGAUGUUUGGCGCCGAGGAAUUUUUCGAAAAUGAAGCAAAAAUGGCCCUCCGACUAGCCAACUUCAUAAGCGCGUUUCUACAGGUUUCAGAUCCUAAGGAAGUUUAUUCCGGAAAUAGGGUGGCUGAUAAGGAAUUGACCGAAGACCAGAUGAUUGGAGAAACACUUGCAUUAGUAUUAGGUAACAACCGCAUAUGGUCAGCAGGAAUCUACUGGGAACGAAAUAAAUUUCCAAACCGAGCCCUUUUCGCCCCUUAUGCAUACAAAAAGAAUUUGAAUACUAGAACGGUUAACGUAGAAGACUUGGCACGAUCAGACAAUCCUGACGAAGUGUACCUAAACAAGCAAUGGUACACAUACCAGAAACACAAAUGGGCUACCUCCUUUGACAACUUGGAAAAGUUCUAUAUGAAGAUCAGGAUCAGAUUCAACGAAACAGGGGAGAAUACUAUGAAAUAUGAACAUUUUCCGACUUAUUAUAGAGGUGCUAGAUUGGAACACGGCUUCUGGAGUAAGCCUUAUUACGAUUGUUACGGAAAAGUGCCUAUGUGGAAGAUUAAAUACGUUUCUCCGUUUUUCGGAUGGGACAGUCUAAAGGCCAAACUGGAAUUUAAGGGUGUUGUUGCAGUUACUAUGGAUUUGUUAAACUUGGAUAUUAAUCAGUGCCCUGGUCCAUAUUAUGCUGAGAACGCUUUUGAAGGGACCGAUAAAUGUGACCAUAUGGGGUCAUAUUGCGUCCCUAUACCAGGACGAGGGUUCGACACGGGUGGUUACAAAUGCGAGUGUAAACAGGGGUACGAGUAUCCCUUCGAAGACGCAAUAACUUACUACGACGGGCAACUGAUAGACUCCGAAUUCAUCAAUCUCGUUGACGACAAUGAAACACGCUUUAACAUGUUUAAGUGCCGAUUAGCCAGCGCCAAUGAAACAAAAGGAGAAAAAUUGGUAUCAAAAAAUUAAGAUCUGAAGAAGCAUAUUCCAUUCAACAAAUUAAUUUUAAAGUGACUCAAAUAUUUUAUGAUAUUCGAAUCUGCAGAGCUUAAUUAUUGUAUGCAUUUAUUUUGAUUCAUCUAUAUUAUAUUCGACAUUUUUUACAAUUUAUUUUUUAUAAACUUGAC